Messenger RNA from Seminavis robusta, 204 nucleotides. NCBI's taxonomy places the organism in Eukaryota, Bacillariophyta, Bacillariophyceae, Naviculales, Naviculaceae. The record is from the annotation of a GenBank genome assembly.
AUGGGCUCUCAAAAAUGGAUGCCCGAGCUGGGAGGGGCUAAUUGUAUGAGGAUUCGAGGGACACCCCUACUGGGAGAGCGGGAAAUGCAAGUCGUAGGGAAAGUCGUGCGAGUCGUAGGGAGAGAAGUGCCAGUGCCAAUCCCAGAGAGCACAGUGCUACCGCCAGUGAAAAUACUCAAGGGGGUUGGGCCUGGUCUAUCGUAG